Molecule: messenger RNA, 936 nt
Organism: Penicillium robsamsonii
Lineage: Eukaryota; Fungi; Ascomycota; Eurotiomycetes; Eurotiales; Aspergillaceae
Product: putative mitochondrial methylglutaconyl-CoA hydratase (Auh)
Exons: 2
Coding region: 1-936 (311 amino acids)
Biological process (GO): fatty acid beta-oxidation
Cellular component (GO): mitochondrion
Molecular function (GO): enoyl-CoA hydratase activity
Source: RefSeq, a predicted model, not a curated record
AUGGCAACCAUCAUGUCAUCGCGCCUCGUCCGCCUCCCCGCACCCCUCGCCCACCUCCGGGCGACCGCCGUGCCUACCCGGGUUUUCAUCUCGCGCUACAGCACCAGCACGGAAGAAGACAUCAUCAAGACCCAGCAGGUCCCCGCCCCAGGUUCAGGGCAUGUGCGUGUGCUCCAGUUGAACCGACCUAAAGCCCGCAACGCGAUCUCGACCCAAUUACUCGACGCGCUCUCAAAACAUGUGGACGCCAUCGCCGCCGAGGGAGGCAAUGGGCCAACCCGGGCCUUGGUUAUAGCGAGUAACGCAGAUGCAGCGUUCUGCGCGGGCGCAGACCUGAAAGAACGCGCUAAUAUGAGCAUGGCCGAAACCGAAGACUUCCUCCUCAAACUCCGCUCCACUUUUAAAAACCUCGCCGCCCUCCAAAUCCCCACCAUCUCUGGCGUCUCCUCUAUGGCCCUGGGCGGCGGCCUCGAGCUCGCGCUGUGCACCACCCUGCGCGUCUUCGCCUCGUCCAGCGCUGUCGGCCUGCCCGAAACACGUCUCGCCAUUAUCCCUGGCGCUGGCGGCACAUACCGACUGCCUUUGAUUGUCGGCGUUAACCGCGCCCGGGAUAUGAUCCUCACCGGGCGCCGGGUGACCGGACCCGAGGCUUACUUCAUUGGGCUCUGUGAUCGUCUUGUUGAGGUGCUGCCUGAGGAGGAGGCACAGGAGGGUCUUGCACGCGAACGCGUUCUGCGGGAGAGUAUCAAGCUCGCCCUGGAUAUCUGUGAAGGUGGCCCUAUUGCUAUCAAGAUGGCGAUGCAGGCUGUCGAAGCUCAUGCUUUGGGUGAGCGGGCGGAGAAUGCAGCUUAUGAGGCAGUCGUCGAGACUGAUGAUCGGUAUGAGGCGCUGCGCGCCUUUGUUGAGAAGCGGAAGCCGGCGUUCCGUGGGAGGUAA